This is a messenger RNA of Argentina anserina (silverweed cinquefoil), 2896 nucleotides long. RefSeq names its product AT-rich interactive domain-containing protein 3-like. The coding region runs from base 164 to 2461 and encodes 765 amino acids. Lineage: Eukaryota; Viridiplantae; Streptophyta; Magnoliopsida; Rosales; Rosaceae. Gene Ontology annotation, cellular component: nucleus. The transcript has 13 exons. Gene Ontology annotation, molecular function: DNA binding. The record is from RefSeq and is a predicted model, not a curated record. Gene Ontology annotation, biological process: regulation of transcription by RNA polymerase II.
CAAACCCCAAACUGGGAAAGUUGUCAGAUAGAUUUGUCCCCGGCAAAACCAGCGACAGACAACAAACUCAAAACAGGGAGAGCUUUGGGAAGCCUCCGUUCCCACCUACUUCCACCGUCUUCUCCUCCCUUUUGGGUUAACUGGGGAAGAGAUAGAAAAUAACAUGGAGGAAAUAGGCAAAGAAGAGAGCAAAGUUAUAGAGGAGGAAGGCCUGAACCAAACCAAAGACCAUACCCUACUUGAAGGGCCUCAAGAGCCAAACCCCAAUUCUGUUGACACUGUAAUAGUGGAGAUGCAGAAGCUUAUUGGUGAGAGUGGUGUUGAAAUGCCUGCUGACACGGCAGGCCCGGUUGAUUCAGCUCCCACUGUCCCUGAAGCAGCUGAGGAUGCUGAGAUUGGUACUGGAGCUAACGAUGAGCCGCAGGGUGAUACUGGAGGUGAUAAGGUUGGGAGUCAUGUGUAUUCGGAUAUGCAUUGUAAGACUGAGGUGAGUUUGCCGGUUGAGAAUUAUGUGUAUUCGGAUAUGCAUUGUAAGAGUGAGGUGGGUUUGGAAGUUGAGAGUGAUAAGGUUGUCAGUAAUGUGGAGUCUGAUGUGCGUAGUGAGAGUGAGGUGGCUGCAAAGGUGGAAGGUGAUAAUGUUGUGGGAAGCGUGGAUUUUGAUGUGCAGCAUGAGAGUGAGGUCAGUGUGGAGAAUGUAAGUGUGAAGAAUGCAAUUGAGGAGAAUGGUGGUGAGAAAAGGGAAGAGCUGAAGGAUGUUGAGGUUAGCAAAGUCCGUGAAUUAGAUGGUGGUGCUGAGACUGGUGAUCUUGUUGGUGAUGGGGAUGGUGUUUUGCAGCAAGCAGCUCAGACUACUAUGGAGAUUGAAAAGGGGGAUAAUGAUGGGGAGGAAGGGAAGGCACUGAAAGAUGGGGAGAGCAGCAAGGCCGAUCCCUCCAAUGAAGUGCAAAUUGAUGCUGAAACUGAUGGUGUUGUCAGUCAGGUGGAGCCUGAUAUCUGUGGUGAUGGUGAAGUUGCCAAGGAAAAAAUGGCGGAUGGAUGGCCCUCAAAUGAAGUGCAUAUGGAUGUUGUUGCCAGUCAGGUGGAGCCUGAUAAGGGUUGUGAUGCUGAAGUUGCAAAUGAAAAACUGACGGACGGGGUAAGCAGCAAGGCUAAACCAUCCAGUGAACCACUCACAAGUGCUGAAAAUGAUAGGGUUGUUUGUAAGUUGGAGCAUGAGAUGCCUCGUGAUAGUAAGAUUGCAAAGCAGAAACUGGUGGAUGCAGUCAGAAGUCAGGCCAAGCGCUCCCCAAUUGAACCACAUAGUAGUGUUAAAGAACUUAAAGCCAAUAAUGUUUGUAAGGUAGAGCGUGGCAUGCCUCAAGAUGAUGAGGUAUCAAUGGAGACUGAAUCUGAGUCUGAUGACGAAGAUGAGAAACGACAUCCACUAACUGGUGGGUUGAGCAGCAAAACAAAGUUCCCUCUACAUCAUAACAUAAAGGAGCAACUUUCAAAAUCCAAGGUUCAUGUAGAACGAGAGGUUGGGAGGAAAAGUUCGAAUAGAGAGAGAAACUUUCUCUUGGAUCCAGGUGUUGAGGGUGAUGAGUCAGGGACUGAAGAGGAGCAAGCUGAAUUCAUGAAGGAGGUGGAGAAAGUGUAUAGAGAGAACUACUUGGAAUUCAAACCCCCAAAGUUUUACAAAGAGGAAUUGAAUUUGCUCAAGUUAUGGAGAGCUGUGAUCAAACUUGGUGGCUAUGAAAAGGUUACUUCCUGCAAGUUGUGGCGGCAGGUUGGAGAAUCAUUUAAUCCCCCAAAGACUUGUACCACUGUCUCCUGGACUUUUCGGAUUUUCUAUGAGAAGGCAUUACUUGAGUUUGAAAAGCAUAGAUGGCAUGGCAGUGAGCUUGCUCUUCCUGAACCUUCUAGAGUUGAUUUCCGGGCUGAUGGUAGUCAAAUUUGUGGAUCAGGCAGGACACUAAGGGAUGCCGCAGCUCGUGCCAUGCAGGGUUGGCACACUCAACGCCUUUUUGCAAAUGGCGAGGAGAAGCCCUUGAGUACUAUGCCAAAAAGUGACAAGCAGCUUAAGAGUUCUGGUUUGCUAAAGCGGAAAAAACUAUCUCCUGGGGAUUCCGCUGCUCAGGCCUCUGACAUGAAAGCAACAAGGCCACGAUUAGAUAUGACGGUAUUUGAUAUUGGGCCCCCAGCAGAUUGGGUGAAAGUCAACGUGAAACGAUUUAACGACUGCUUCGAGGUAUAUGCUUUGAUUCCUGGACUUCUGCGUGAGGAGGUGCAUGUUCAAUCUGAUCCAGUCGGACGCUUGAUUAUUUCUGGUCAACCUAUGCAACUGGACAAUCCUUGGGGUGUCGCACCCUUUAAGAAGGUUGUCAGCUUACCUUCAAGAAUUGAUCCACAUCAGACAUCUGCCGUGGUGACCUUGAAUGGCCAGUUGUUUGUGCGGGUUCCAUUUGAACAGUCGGACUUUUAAAAUGUAGGGGUCUAUCCGUCUGUCUGGCAUGUAUAGAAAGCCUAAGUUACUUAGAUGAUGGAUGAUAAUUUAGUUGGUGCACACUUGGAGCUGAAUCCUAUAUAGUUUGGUGCCUGUUCACCUUUCUAUCUUUGGAAGCAGUUAUAGGCUUAUGACUAGUUUUUUUAAUGCAAAGUAGUCUUGAUUGUAGACGAGAUGGAUUUCAGGCAAAUCAUGCUCUUAUAAAUUAUUGGCAGAAUUUGUGGCUUUGAUAUUUUAUACCUCUUCUUGGAAGUGCAUUUCUUAGUGUCCAGAUUCUACUUAUUCUCCUUCAGAUUUCAAUAGUGAACCAAAGAUGUACUUGUGUGUCAUGUAAUCUCGUUCUGUCCUUGCACAUAAAUGUGGAUAUACUGGAAUUCGAAGAGUUGAUAUGAGACAUCAGAGGUAUGAUCUGAA